Messenger RNA from Rhodotorula graminis WP1, 2692 nucleotides. RefSeq lists its product as uncharacterized. The coding region runs from base 455 to 2608 and encodes 717 amino acids. The transcript is spliced from 5 exons. NCBI's taxonomy places the organism in Eukaryota, Fungi, Basidiomycota, Microbotryomycetes, Sporidiobolales, Sporidiobolaceae. The record is from RefSeq and is a predicted model, not a curated record.
AGGAGAGCGUUACGAGCCGGUGCAAGUAGUGCAGUCGACCCUACCGUACGAGGAGAGCGAGACGCAGAGAGCCGCCUACUGGUCGAACAGCACCGGCGAACUCGCGUUCGUCGCCUCGUUCCCUCCACACACCUCGCCUUCGCAGCGCACCACCCGCGCAAGGUUGACGGCGCUCAGCAGCACCGCCAACAGCCACCACACACCGCACGCCAGCCGCCCUCGCCCGCAACAGCCCGGUGGCGCCCUCCGCCAAGCCUCGAGUCCGCCUUACUUUGGCCGCCUCGCACCGCGACCUGUGCCCCGCUCGACCGCACCAGCACACCCCCCCUCGAGCGCCAGCGCCCGCUCCUCCUCGUCCGCCCUCCCGGCCGCCCUUCUCGCGCCCGAUCUCGCCCUCGGCCUCUCGAGACCGGCUUCCAGUCCGCACAAGCUCUCGUCCACAACCUCCUCUCGCAUGGCCGCAGCCGUCAUGCGCGCAAUGACCUUUGGGUCGCCCUCGUCCCGCUCGACGUCGACGGGCGGCGACCCCUCGUCUCGCGGCCGCACCUCGGACCGCGACUCGGCCUCGCGCUCGUCAGAGUCGCGCAGUGCGUCGCGUGGCGGGACCGCGCUCGCGAGGACCCUGUCGGGCGGCGCGAGCGGGUCCGAGGGCGGAGAGAGCCUCAGCAGGACGAGCUCGCGCUUGACGGCCGCAGGGUCGCCUCCUCCCCCGAGCAUCCUCCUCAACUCGACGGCGCCACACUUUUACGCCAACCAGUCGGCCACGUCGUCCAACGCGUCCAACCUCGACCUCCUGUCGUCGACGGCGAGCACGCCUCGUCCUGUCCUGCAGCGCCUGCCCUCGGACGCCUCGUCGGCGUACUCGCAGGUCGGCCCGACGACGCCCGCCUCGUCGACAUUCCCGCUCCCGCCGCCAGCGCACCCCGUCGUCGGCAGCCCGCCCGCGCUCGUCUCGAACGCGAGCGACAGCGGCAAGUUCCCGCGCCAGAGCACGAUCCGCUUUGCGCCGCUGCCCGAGAUCCGCCCUCGCAGCUACUCGACCGGCCGCAACGUGUGGAUCGUCGACGAGGACGAUGGCGAGGGCGAGGGCGGGCAGCAGCGCACGCGCCUCGUCCGGGUCGGGUCCGACGUCGAGCACGACGACGACGGCUACGACGACGACGACGCGUUCGACUUUGCGUCCAACGACGACGACGACGGCGGCGAGGGCCGCUCGACCAAGUGGGGCAGCUGGAGCGACACGCUGUCGAGCGGCAUGUGGGGCCUGACGCCGUCGACGAGCCGGCGCAGCAACCUGUCGGCCGACGACGACGCCGUCAGCCUGUCGAGCAGUGCCGAGGGCGGCACGAGCGUCGGGAGCGGCGGCACGGGCGGCGGCGGCGGCGGGUCCAAGAAGCUCCUCAAGGCGUUCGGCCUCGGCAGCGUCGUCGCCGUCGCCAAGGGCAAGAAGAAGCGCUCGGGCGACGACGACGUCCUCGCGCGCACGUCAAGCGGCGAGUCGCAACUGUCGCGCCGCUCGUCGGUCGACGCCUCGGUCGCCGCAGCGGCAGCGGGCGCAGCUCGGCCCAAGGGCACGACGGGCAUCCCGCUCCGCAAGGCGUCGACGUGGGAGGUCGGCGACGCGCCUAACUCGGCGUCGAACCGCUCGGCGGCCAACAACGGCGGCGGCGGCGGCGGCGGCGGCGAGGGAGGAGGAGGGACGGGCAGCACGGGCGGGCCCGUCUACUACGCCUCGCCGGCGCGCACCAACCGCCGCCGGGCCAACUACCCGCCCGUCGCACAGCGCUCGCGCACGGCGGGUGGCUCGCGCGGCCGGGGCCCGCCCAUCGUGCGCGUCGAGGAGCCCAAGUUCAGCGAGUGGGGCGGCAGCGGCGUCGGGUCGCGCGCUUCGGGCGCCGGCGGUGCGGGCGACGACGACGACGGGAGCGGCAUGGCGUGGAUCAGGAGGAGACGGCUCGAGCGGGAGAAGGAGGCGAGGGAGAAGGCCGAGCGCGAGGCGCGCGAGAAGGAGGAGGAGGGGACCGGCGAGGACGACGAGGAGCGAGACCACGUCGACGACGCCCUCAACCAGCAGCGCGCACCGACACCGCCUCCGCCCAUGGUCACGGCCCAGUCGCUCCCGCUCCCGGGCCAGCUCGAGGCGUUCCGCCGCGGUCGCCAACCCCCCUCGCGCUCGGGCACGCUCGACUCGACCAUCUCGACCGCGUCGACGAUCCGCCCCUCGACCCCGACUCAGUCGCCGUCGACGCCCCCGACGGCCGUCGUCGGCGGCCUGAGCGCGACCCGCCCCGCGCUCGUCAUCGAGGUGCCGAGCCGGCCGAGCUCGUCGACCGCGAGCCCGGACAGCGACCGCGACACGCCCGUCACGUCGCCCGUUGGCGAGGACGACGACGAGGACAGCGAUGAGGAGGAAGACGAGGAGGAGGAGCAAGAUGAGAGCGAGGACGAUGACGAUCUCGACGAGGAGGAACUUGCGCGCGAGGAGGAGCUGGCCGAGGAGGCUCGCCGGUCGGCCAAGUCGAUGGGCGCCGAGCGGUACCACUCGCACCAGCACGAGUGCGAGGUCAAGGUCGUCGCGCCCACUGCGUCGCCCGAGCCGUCGUCGUGAUCCCCCUUCCUGCUCAAGGAGCUGUACCUACUCUUCCCCCCUUCUCGGUGUCCCCCUACUGUAUCGUUCCCGCCGUACCUCCCC